AGAGGGAACAGGUGGCCGCGCUGAGCAGAGCGCAGCAGGCUCAUAACUGCCAGAGUUCUGGGGUAAAAGAUACUCCUCUCUCCCCAUGCUUAAUCCAGCUCGGUUACGCCGAGUAUAGAAGGCGGGCAGCUCUGUCCCACUUUUAAUCCAGCCCUGGCGGCCCUCGGUGACGGCGACGAAGCUGACCUGAAGGCCAAGGAGGGAACCCCAGUUUUGGACGCCUCUGCCAAACACCCAGCGUCCGAGGAGGCUUCCCUGGGAGGAGAGCAGAGGAUGGAGAAGGACGGAGGGUCUUGCAGCACCCCCGGCACAGAAGGGGGAGGAGAAGCACCUGCCGUGGGCCUGGAGGGGCCAAGAGAAGGAGCGGAAGCCGGGCCUGAAGAGCCAAGCCAGGCGGCGAAAGCGGAAGGGGGAGCAGGGCAGGAGGUGGCCAAGGCAGUGGAAGAGAGCCACACGCAGCCUGAAGAGCCAAGCCACGCCAACGUGGCAGGAGGGGAGGGGAGCCACGAAAGCCCACCAAGCGCCCAGCAGAAGCACCUUGAACUUCAGCAGAGCCUCAGCUGCCCAGCACACCUGCCCAGCCUGGCAGAUAUUCCGGAAGAGGCUCCGUCAGAUCUCAAGAAGCUGACUCCUCAAGAACCGGCUGCUCCAACCCACAAAGCGGUCCCGCCACCCCCCGGGGAAGCCAAGAAGGCCCCUGAUUUGGCGCAGGCCCCGGCGGCAGAGCAACCGAGCCCAGCUGAUCAAGGAGAAAGGACCUUGGCCGAACCCCCUCCCUUAGCCCUGGGGGGCACAACUCAGGGUGCUGGUGAGCCCAGCGUCUCCGCAGAGCAGCCGCCGUCGGGGGAAAGCGAGAGCGCGGCAACCCCUGAAGAGGUUCCGGAUACCCCAACCAGCCCAUACCUCACUCCAGACUUUGGCAAAGAGGACCCGUUCCUGAUUUUGGAUGACACACCUCCCCCACCUGCUCCCUUCACCCACCGCAUCGUCCAGCUGAGGACGGGAGAUUUCAAAGACACCUACAGCAUCAAUACCAAGGAGAUGCUGGGAGGGGGGAAGUUUGGAGAAGUCCGUACGUGUGCAGUGAAGGAGACGGGCCUUAAGCUGGCCGUAAAAAUUAUUAAGAAGCAGGGGCCGAAAGACAGGGAGGCGGCCGAGGUGGAAAUCGACGUGAUGAAUCAGCUGAACCACAGGAACCUGAUCCAGCUAUACGACGCCAUCGAGACUCCGAGGGACAUUAUGCUCUUCAUGGAGUUCGUGGAGGGUGGCGAGCUCUUUGAGCGGAUCAUCGACGAGGAUUACCAGCUGACGGAGGUGGACUGCAUGGUGUUUGUGCGGCAGAUCUGUGACGGGAUCCUCUUCAUGCACCACAUGAGCGUUCUCCACCUGGACCUCAAGCCUGAGAACAUCCUGUGUGUGACCUCGACCGGCCACAUGGUGAAGAUAAUUGAUUUUGGACUUGCCCGAAGGUACAACCCAAGAGAGAAGCUGAAAGUGAACUUUGGCACCCCUGAGUUCCUGUCUCCGGAGGUGGUUAGCUACGAGCAGGUCUCCUACACCACGGAUAUGUGGAGCAUGGGGGUCAUCACCUACAUGCUGCUGAGCGGACUCUCCCCUUUCUUGGGCGACAACGACACAGAAACCCUCAACAACGUCCUGGCAGCCAACUGGUAUUUUGACGAGGAAGCUUUUGAGGGCAUCUCCGAGGAAGCCAAGGACUUUGUCUCCAACUUGAUUAUCAAGAACAAAAGCGGACGCCUGAGCGCCGCACAGUGCCUGCAACACCCCUGGCUCAACAACUUGGGAGACAAAGCCAAGCGGGUCAACCGGCGGCUGAAAUCCCAGGUCCUGCUCCGAAAAUACGUGAUGAAGAGGCGAUGGAAGAAAAACUUCAUCGGCGUCUGUGCUGCGAACCGGUUCAAGAAGAUCACCAGCGCGGGAUCCCUGACCGCGUUGGGCGUCUGAGUGGCGGGGCUGGAAGCGGGCAGAAUCGAGCGACAUGUGGACGGAAAGGGGGCAGGGGGAACCCCAACGGGAAGCUUGAACUGUGUUGUGCUCCUUGGUGCCCCACGUCUCAGGGACUUGCUUGGGCAAGAGGAUUGGGCCCUGCCCCAGAGGUGGCUCCAUCCCGGAGAGCUGGAGGCAAGAAGCCGGUGGAUGCCGGCCUGGAACAUUUCAGCAGGGAAGCUCCUUCCAUGUGUAGGAAAUUUGCUCUCUCCAAUAGCAGCCCCAUAUUCCCGCGCAGUUCCCACUAAGCGAGUCUUCCCCACCUCUCCAUAUUGUCUGACUUGAGCACCGUCCUCCUGUUUAGUGGACAUUGUGCUGCCUCUCCUUCUUGGACUCCACGCUCCACACAAACCCACCUUUGUGGGUGCCGUGCUGUUUUUGGACUGCUGCUAAGGACCUCAUCCGACAUACGUCUGACCGUUUUCUGCUUCCAAGGGACCUUCCGAAACCACCGCAGCCAACUGCGUCUCCUUGCUACGCCUUGUUUUUUGCCUCCGAUUCCACCGUGCAGACUUUAAGGGAACUGGUUUCUGGGUUUCUGGCUGCGGCUUGGCUGAACUGCGGUUUCCCCGCUGUGACUGUCCUCUCCCCAGCCGCUGGGACUGGUUCUGUAACCCACAGGGCUUUAUCCCCAGCGAGCCAAAAUCUUGACCCCCCCGGUGCUGUGGAGAGCAGCACCUUCCCAAGCCCCAGGUUUGUGCUUACAGGGGGUAUUGGAUCCCCACCCCCACCCCACCCCCCGACUGAGAAAGAUGGCUCCCAAACCUUUCCUAUAAGGAUUUUGCCAACCCUGCCAACCCUGCGCCCUUCUCCCUUUGCAGAAUGGCUUCUCUGCUUCCAAUCUGCUUGCACCACCCACAAACCGAUCGCUACCUUGACACACACACCCCAGACCUCUCUGCUCUGCCUUUUUGCACAGAAGUUGUGCCUCAUGACCCUGCUUAGGAAGGCCUUGUCCGUUCCUGACCCCGCUACCCCCUCCCCAGGGCGUGCUCCCGGCCAGUUAGCAGUGCCCCCUGCAUGCUCUUGGAGUUAGCUGGGGUUCCUUUAGCACAAGCAAUGCCUUGCAGAUCCCCUCCACCAAAAACACACACACCAAAAACAACCCCAAGGACUUGAACCCCACUGUGCCAUGCCGGCUUGGACUGCUGUGAGAAGCUGAUAAUGCGGACAGGAAACUGCCUUUUCCGGCCUGCGCACUCGGAGAUCCUCUAGGCUCUGGGCGUGCAGGAAGCAAACAACCGGCAUUCCAGCAGGAGCAUCCCCAGAUGGGCAGCUGGUGCAGAGGAGGAGCUGGAGAAAAAGAAGACAGCAUUGUGCAAAACCACUUUGUGCUAACCUCUUUGCCCUCCUGAGCUGCCGAAGGGUCUGGAAGGGGAAGGGGAGAGGUGGAAGGGGGUGGGGGGAGAGCAAGGCUCUUGCAUCCCUCACCCCCCCACCAGAGGAAGAGGGGAAGGAGAUGGACUAAUGAAGACCAUCUGGGCUGGGCUGGCCUCGCCACUGCCGCCUCCUUGCCCAUCUGAAAGGGCUGCUUCAGAGCCGGCCACCAACGGAGAGGAACUGCUCCGAGUGUGCCUGUUGAGUGGAGAUCUCCUCCAUCAGCCCAGGGUCACUCCCCUGCAGAUCCCGCGAAACCGGCCUCAAACGGAACUGCAGGCCAAAGCCGAGCGUGUUUUGCAAAAACCUCUUUUAUUAUUUAAACUUCCCUCCAACUCCCCGUUAGGUUAAUGACCCAGAAUAACCCGGGUAAACGUAGUUCCGUGGAAGGGUGUGGGGGGAAGCAGGGGUGUUGACAACAGUUUAAUUGUGGCUUUCAGUUCCUGCAGCACUGUGGUGUGCUUUGGGAAUCCUCACUGCAUGUGUCUUUCCCGCAGCCGAGCCAGGUAGGUCACUCGUGAGCCCAUUUUCCUGAUGGGCAAGCUGAGGCCAGAAGGAACCGGUACAAGGUACGUGUGGACUGCCACCGAAAGGAGAAACCUGGGGUCUCUCCCAUCUCCUGCUUAGCAGGGGGUUGGACUGGAUGGCCCUUGUGGUCUCUUCCAACUCUAUGAUUCUACGAUUCCUGGUAAUAUGUACAGGCUGCCCCAACCUGACGCCUGCCAGAUGUUCUGGACUACAACUCCCAACAACAUCACCCAGCAUAUCUGCUGGCCAGGGAUGGUGUUGGAAGGGCAGUAGCCCAGUGGCAGAACACCAGUCCCAGGUUCCAUCCCUGGCAUCUCCAGGUAGGGCCAGGAAAACACCCCACUUGAAGCCCUUGGACAGCUACUGCAAGUCAGUAUAAGCAAUGCUCAGCUGAAUGGACCCGUGAGUCUGACUUGGAAUCAUGCAACAUCAUAUUUUCCAAUGUGAUGGAAGGGGGUGGACUCUGCUUCCUGGGAGGUUUCUAAGCAGAGAUUGGAUGCCCAUCUG
Molecule: messenger RNA, 4419 nt
Organism: Lacerta agilis (Sand lizard)
Lineage: Eukaryota; Metazoa; Chordata; Lepidosauria; Squamata; Lacertidae
Gene: MYLK2
Product: myosin light chain kinase 2
Exons: 12
Coding region: 274-1965 (563 amino acids)
Biological process (GO): intracellular signal transduction; positive regulation of apoptotic process; protein phosphorylation
Cellular component (GO): cytoplasm; nucleus
Molecular function (GO): ATP binding; protein serine/threonine kinase activity
Source: RefSeq, a predicted model, not a curated record